ACUGAGCACCUCACAGGGAGCGGGGAUAGAGCUGUGCUGCUAGGAGCCCUGCAAAGAUGCAGUGGCACAUCAUUUCUAUCCUCUUUCUUUUCCCCAUUCCAGGCAACAUUUUCACAGACAGUGAUCAGGGUGACAGGGGGAGUGGAAAGUGGGGAUGGUACGGAUGAUGCUAGAAGACCGUCCCCUUAGAUUCCCAUAUCUACAUGAAAGGCAAUGGGAAAGGCCUAUUGGGAUCUAUUCUGGAUGUGACAAGCUGGACUGGACUUGGAGCAUGCCUUGCCCUCAGCAGGCUCUGUAAGCAAUGAGAGCUUUCAUCAAGAUUGGCGAGUGAACGACUAAAACUGCCAUUGUCACUAGAUGUCCUACACCUCCCGCCAGAAGAAGCUCAUUAAGAAGCUAUGGGCUGAGAAAGCUUUUCGGGAGGAAAUCAAGGCUUUUCAGGAGAAAAUCAAGGGCUUUCGGGAAAAGAUGAAUGCCUUUCGGGAGAAGAUCCAGGCCUUCAGGAUGGCGAUCCAGGCCUUCUGGGAGGAGGAAAACCCCAUCUGGGAGGAGGAAAAUGCCUUUCGGGAGGCAGAAAAGGUUUUCCGGGAAGAAGCAAAAGCAUUCUGGGAGGGGUACAGGGACUUUUGGAAGGGGUAUAAUGCUUUCUGGAAGAAGGACAAAGCUUUCUGGAAGGCGGAUCAGGUCCUCUGGGAAAAGGACAGGGUUCUCUUGGAUGAGGAUAAAGUCCUGUGGGCAGAAGAAAAGGCUCUCUGGGCAGAUGAAAAAAGCCUCCUAGAAGAGGAAAGAGCUUUCUGGGAGGAUGAGGAAGCCCUCCGAGAAGAUGAAAAAAACCUCCAAGAAGAUGAAAACUCUAUCUGGGAGGGUGCAUUUGACCCUCUGCGAGAAGAACAAUUACUGCUAGCUGUAGCUAUCAAUGCACCUGAGGAGCAUGGCCCAAAUGUCCUGAGAGGAAAAGGGUAGCUCAAGGGAAUGAAAACAAGGGUAAAUUAUUCUGCUGGAUCAAAACCAGUACUUGGAAAGCCAUGUGUGCUGAAACAUCUGUGUAAUUAGCCAGUUAGCAGCCUCUUUACUUUGAUUAUCCUUCUGAAAUAGCCUCUUUGAUCCCAAAAACCUAAUAAAAGCGUAAUGGAAUUUCAAUAGAAUUAGUUUACA
Molecule: messenger RNA, 1155 nt
Organism: Pelodiscus sinensis (Chinese soft-shelled turtle)
Lineage: Eukaryota; Metazoa; Chordata; Testudines; Trionychidae
Gene: CCDC70
Product: coiled-coil domain containing 70
Source: RefSeq, a predicted model, not a curated record